Anoplophora glabripennis (Asian longhorned beetle) is the source of this 1191-nucleotide messenger RNA. RefSeq names its product putative tyrosine-protein kinase Wsck. The record is from RefSeq and is a predicted model, not a curated record. Gene Ontology annotation, biological process: positive regulation of kinase activity; multicellular organism development; protein phosphorylation. Gene Ontology annotation, cellular component: signaling receptor complex. Lineage: Eukaryota; Metazoa; Arthropoda; Insecta; Coleoptera; Cerambycidae. Gene Ontology annotation, molecular function: transmembrane receptor protein tyrosine kinase activity; ATP binding.
AUGUCCAAUCAUCCCUCUACAGGAAUCUUUAAAAUUAUCCUUACUUUCAUCUUUUUCGGAUUGCUGAGUUUUAUGUUGAUUGCAGGAAUCAUUGUGUUCAUUAUACUGAAAAGUCGAGUCAUCAACAGACGACAACGGUUGUCGGAUAAUCAAGAAUUAACUUUACAAGGACCCAUGAUCGAAGUUGAAAACAAUGGAUAUAUCCACGAAGAAGAACAUGUUCCUAUUAACCACUACAGAGUUUUGAAACAAAAAGUCCAUACAAUUUCCUCUAAUCAGUUGAAAAUAGAACCGACAAAUCUGCUUGGUGUUGGGAAAUACGGCAGGGUGAACAGCGGAACUAUACAUGAAAAUAACACUUUAAUUCCAGUGGCAGCGUACAGCAUUCAAGACAAAAAAAUGUCUAAGGAAACCAAACGAUCUAUGCUGCAGGAUCUAGAUGUGCUGAUCAAAGUUGGGAAACACGAGAAUCUCAUUAGCCUCAUUGGCACUUGUGAAACUGCUCAAGUGGUUUCCGUCAUCUUGGAUUAUGUAUCGAUGAAUCUCAAAGACUUGUUGUUAGGAAGUCGAGAUACUUUGCCUGGUAGAUUUAGCAACAUGUCGGAGGCUCAAGCAUUGGACAUUGCUAUACAGAUUGCGAGUGGCAUGGCUCACCUGGAGGCUUGCAGGGUAAUUCAUAGACAGUUAUGUGCAAGGAGUGUGAUGAUAACAAAUGGAUUUACGCCAAAAAUUAGUAGUUACGGUUUACACGUUACGUUUACGGGGACAGUACGGUUUAGCCACAAUAAAAUUCCGGAUUAUACCAGAUGGACAGCUUUGGAAGUGUUUAAGGGCCAACCGCCUAAUUAUAAGAGUGACGUGUGGUCAUACUCUUGUCUGCUUUGGGAAAUAUGUGUUUUAGGUGGCACGCCUUAUGGCAACACCUCAAACAACAAUGAAAUUCCUGAGAGAGUGAUGAAAGGUCUGCGUCUUCCACAGCUACAAUACAUCAGUGACGAUCUUUACCAAAUCAUGUUGGACUGUUGGCAGCUGGAUUGUGACGAACGACCAAAGUUUGUGGAUCUAGUGGACUCUCUCACAAACUUAAAGGAAAACAAUCUCAUUCCUUAUUUAAAUUUCAACCUCUUCUCUAAUUUCCAGUUUGAGCAAUUUUAUCCCGAUAUGGAACUAGCCGUAAGACCUGUAUUCUAA